AUGGAACCUUUCUAUCGAGUCCAAUUAGAUGAUGAAGAAUAUUUACUUCUUCGUUCCAUCAUGUAUUCACAUUUUGUUACGAAUGGUGUUAGUAAAGAAGGACAAAAAGUUUUACUUUCUGAGGCAGAAAAAUAUUCUAAAAUAUUAAUGAAAAUGUUACAGGUAUACAUAUUUUUAGGAUGGGUCAAUUUUAACAGUAUAUGUUUAUCUAAAAUUUAUAUGGGUAAAUUAACUGAUUAUAGGUUCCGAACAAAAAACUGGGAAAUAAAGAAAAUUCAAUUUGGCCGGCAAAUUUUGAUUUGGCCCAAGGGUGUGCUUAAAAUCUAG
Molecule: messenger RNA, 327 nt
Organism: Meloidogyne enterolobii
Lineage: Eukaryota; Metazoa; Nematoda; Chromadorea; Rhabditida; Meloidogynidae
Source: the annotation of a GenBank genome assembly